Cetraspora pellucida is the source of this 1317-nucleotide messenger RNA. Lineage: Eukaryota; Fungi; Glomeromycota; Glomeromycetes; Diversisporales; Gigasporaceae. The record is from the annotation of a GenBank genome assembly.
AUGAAUGAAACUUUACAAACUGAAGAAGAAUUUUAUCUUUGUUCUUUUAGUCGUAAACAAGAUAUUGAUGAAAUUGAUAAUUUAGAUUAUCCAAUAUUGCAAACUAUUGUAAUGAAUACCAAUAUAUAUGCUGCUGUUCAUAAUGCAAAACAUGAUACAAAUCAAGCAGAUGAAGGUCAAAAUUGGACUAAUUUAACUCUUAAUGAAUUUAAAAUCUGGUUAGCAUUUGUAAUAUAUAUGGAAGUAUUUAAAUUUCUAGCAAUUACUGAUUAUUGGAAAAAAGAUAAACCACUUGCAUCACACAUUAAAAAUAUAUUAAAACAACUUUAUUUGUCUGCAUCAAACCUGUCAUUAGACGAAAUGAAUGCAAGAUUUUCCGGACGCAGUGCACAUAUGUUUCGCAUAAAAAAUAAACCUACACCUGAAGGAUAUAAGAUAUUAUCUUUAUGUGAUUCAGGUUAUACUUAUACUUUUAUGUUCUUGUCUCGAAUUAUGCCAUCUAGUAUAGAAUUAAUUCCAAAUCUUAACAAAACUGGUUCUGAAGUAUAUCAUUUAGUUAAACAAUUACCACAAGGAUAUGCUUUUAAUAUUUAUAUGGACAACUUUUUUUCAAGUAUAAAUUUAUAUCAAUUUCUUCGUGAAAAAGGAUUUGGAGCUUGUGGAACUAUAAGAACAAAUACUACAAGGUUUCCUUGGGAUUACUUAAUAGGAGUAGUAGUCGAUGAUGUAUUAAGCUUUUUAUGGAUUGACAACAGUCCUGUUACGAUGCUUACAAUCAUAUACAAAAUUGAUGGACAAGAUAGUAAAAUUAAAAAAAAUCGUAGAAAGCUACAUGAAACCAGUACAAACUAUAAAAAUAUUAGAUCAGUAUUUGGUGAUGAAGUUCGAAAAGUUAUACCUAUUCUAGUUGCAAUUGAUGAUUAUAAUUACUAUAUGGGUGGAGUUGAUAUUGCAGACCAAUUAAGAAGUUAUUAUUCAACUCAAUUGACCGUUUUUAGAGUAUGGGUACCUUUAUUCUUCUGGUUACUAGACACUGCUAUUAUAAAUUCAUAUUUAAUUUGUAAAAAAUUAAAUAUAGCAGAAGAACAUAAAGCAUUUAGACUUGCAUUAAUACGAGAUUUAAUUAAAAAUUUUUUAAACCCUCUAAAAAGAACAACCCAAAGUGGAGACAACAAUGUACAAAUAAUUGAAAAAGAUAACACCAAUGUCAACAAAAAGUUUCGUGUUUCUGCAAACUUUGAAUUGCCACUAUGUAGAUUAGUUGGUAAUAGUCAUUAUCCUGAAUACAGAGAAAGUGAUAGAGGUGCAUGUUUGUGA